This is a messenger RNA of Lachancea mirantina, 1404 nucleotides long. The record is from the annotation of a GenBank genome assembly. NCBI's taxonomy places the organism in Eukaryota, Fungi, Ascomycota, Saccharomycetes, Saccharomycetales, Saccharomycetaceae.
AUGACAAUGAGCGGACCUCCUAGAGUCAACAAUGGUCGAAGGGGAUCAGCCAUCAAUAAUCUGUUGAAUUCAAUGGGUAUAAGACAAGGAUCUGGCGCCACGCAGGGGUCCGGAACCGUUGCAACGACAGCGACUGCGAUGUCGAAUGGUACACAGGGAGCAGUGGGGAACGCCACGCUGCCACAACGGAGCAACGAUAUACCCAACUUCGGAGGCGAUGCUUUGCAGUCGCAGGCUGUGAAUUUUAUGAGCUCAGAUGAAGAAGAUGCGGGAUUGCGCGAUCAAGACGAUCUCGCAGUGGCGGCGUCUCCUAACAUGAUGGGAACGACUCCGUUCGACCAGAUGCAACUAUCGACUAGCGGAGCAGAUGGCAGUGGGAAUCUUGUGGACGAGCUACCUAUAAGUUUGACUCUGGGCGCCAAUGACGGGACUGGUGCUAUAACGCAGCCGGUUUCAUCAUUGUCUAACGACGCAUAUCAGACUCUGAAAGCAGUGCGGCAUUUUGUCUACGGCUCUAAGGCUCCAGAGAAUGCUGUCGAAAUGCUCAGUUUAGAACUCCCCCGCUCCAGUGCCCCUCCAGAAUCUAUUGACGAAGAAGAAUUACGAGCACGCAAGGAUAAAAAUGGGUUGUUCAGUUUAAGAUUGACGCCUUUCUUGGACCAUUCUCAAACUACGAAUCCAGGCCUGUACUUUGAACCCAUUGUCAGAACGGCGGGACCAUGUUCUCAGUUGGUAAUUGGAAGGUACACCGAACGUGUUCGUGAAUGCAUUAGUCGUGUGCCAGAACAAUACCAUCCAGUAGUUUUUAAGAGUAAAGUGGUAUCAAGAACGCAUGGAUGUUUCAAAGUCGAUAAAGAGGGGAAUUGGUAUAUACGAGAUGUCAAAUCUUCGUCUGGAACGUUUUUGAAUCAUCAUCGUUUGUCACCAGCAUCUACAAUGUCCAAAGAUACUAUUCUUAGUGAUGGAGAUGUCGUUCAACUAGGGCUAGACUUUAGAGGGGGUAUGGAAGAAAUAUAUCGAAGUGUUAAAAUGCGCGUCGAAUUAAAUAAAUCCUGGAAAAGACGCGCAAUGAGAUUCAAUAAAGAAGCGCUGCAAAGAAUUAAGAAUUUACAAAAAAUGACUACCGGCAGUGAAGAAGAAGACUGCUCAAUUUGUUUAUCAAAAAUCAAACCUUGUCAGGCCAUUUUCAUAUCGCCCUGUUCGCAUAGCUGGCACUAUCAAUGUGUUCGUCGUCUGGUCACAACGACAUACCCACAAUUUGUAUGCCCUAAUUGUCGCUCGAGCUGUGACUUAGAAGCUUCUUUGGACAGCGAAUUCGAAAGUGACGAAGAAGAUGACUUUGACCUUGUAGCUGAUGAUAUUAAGGGCAUUGAUAUGGCCCAUAGUGAUGAGCAGGUGCUCUAA